This is a messenger RNA of Hydatigera taeniaeformis, 1647 nucleotides long. The record is from the annotation of a GenBank genome assembly. NCBI's taxonomy places the organism in Eukaryota, Metazoa, Platyhelminthes, Cestoda, Cyclophyllidea, Taeniidae.
AUGAGACUAGUUGACAAUAUCUGGCAUUAUGUCCUCUUGGGUUUCUGUACUGCCGGUACCAUAAUUCUUCUUUUAGCAGACAGGCUCGAGAAGAGUGGCCUCUUUGGUAGCAAAAAUGAUGUUAUUGAUGAGGCUUGUGAGGGCGGACGUCGCUGGAUCACCUACAACAUUGUUACAGUCGCCCUGGCGACAUCGUGUGCGUUCUCACCCAGUAUCAUCUCUGAAACCAUCUACCUCAGCAGCAUUAAUUCCCUCUGUUUAUUUGCUGCGAGAACAGUCAGCCUGCUUCUGUGCAUCUGGGUAUGGCACAAGAUUUCUCAGCUGGGCCUAAACAAUAUGAUUGCUUUCAUGGCCUUUCGCUUUAACAACAAGUUAGCUUUGCUUCUAUACCAUGUAAACUCCAUCUUUGGCUUUACCUACAUCCUAUUUAUCUACAACGGUCCGCUACUUUAUAGCCAGCUAGAAUAUUUCAAACUGAAUGCGGACGGGUUUCUACUCUUCAUCGGUUUUACACUGUUGUGCAGUUUCGGCGGCAUGAGAGUCGCUUUGCCAUUGUGCUCUAUUCUCACUGUAAUGGAGAUCAGCGGGGGAAUCAUACUCCUUACAAGAACUACAAGAUUCAAUGAGACUACGAGAGAGAUUGAACGCAGCUGCUGCAACAGCCAUAAUCCCCUACACUUAUUUGGCACAGUCUUCCCUCUUCUCCUGACGGUACAGCCCCUGUACCAACUUUAUUACCGCAUUGGUUCUCAGCGGAGAGCAAUAACAGCCAUGCUCAUGGGGUAUUGCACUUUUUCGCUAAAGUUCCUCCUCGCCUUCUUUGCGGCACGAAACAUUCAAACACACAGGAAAGGCCUGGACAUCCCGAUCAGUAAGGAUUUUCAUGCGAACUUCCUCAACACCAGAGAAUACAACAUAAAUCUACAGAGCGAGGGCAUCCCUCAAAACGGAACCUCAGACCGUCCAAUCCGAUGCAGCACUCGUGGUGAGCUAGGAAAUUUUAUGCUCAAUUGCCUCGUCUAUGGUCCCAUGGCCGCGUUCUACAGUCUGCGACUAUGCCAACUCGUAGGAGAACUGAGUGAAAAAUUCACCUCGCGCAUCCAGUCAACUAAGCUAACAGGAGAGGAGAUACAGCAUGCCUAUUGCUCUCUCUAUAGUCUCGUGACUUGUUUCGUAUUUGCGAGCCUGCUCAAUGCAGAUAGAAACAUCCUGAUGCCUGAGUACCGCCAUACCUCCCUAUAUGUUCCGCAUACUACAAACUUCUUUAUGCUGGGCGUCACAACGAUGGUUGUGUUCGGAGCAGUGGUACCCCACGUGCAACUCAUUCAUAUACUAUCGGCAUGGAUUCUAACUACCAUAAUUACCGCCGUACCGAUGUGCACGAUCCUCUGGAGUGGGUACAGUGCUACGCUAAAUGAGGCGCUGGUUGAUUGGGAGACACACUUUGACGAUAUCUGGCUAUGUUUGGGGGUCUGGACUAACUCCGGAUCUUUUCUUAUCAAUACCUUUAUUGUUACACUACUAGCGUGCCUUUACAAGAGAAGAGGAAUAAUUUCACGGAAAACAUUUACCAGCCCCAAAGUGCCAACCAGCCUCCUCCAAGCCUUUAACAAACCAACCACUCACACAAAACAACUCAAUAUUUAA